CCCGCCUGGUGCUGCUAUAUUGGUCUGUGACACACGAUCGUGUCGUUCCACUCCCCCGGGAAAGAAUGCCGGUUCUCGAGGUCACCCAGCUGCGUCUAAAAGGGCUUGCUGCACACGACCCAGCAUUGCUCCACAGCCUAUCGACCGUCCGGGCUAAACUACACACCAGCUCACGGUUUUACAACUGCAUCGACGAUCCUAGUUUGGUUUAUAUUUUAGGCAUAUGGCCAAGUCUGGACGCUCAUGUCGACUUCCUUGCCUCUCCAUCCAGGGACGAGAUUCUCGGCCCCCAAGAAGACCUGCUGCAGUUUUGUUGGACGGUCCAUGUGGAGAUGGGUGGCAUAGACCUGCUGCCACUGGAUGCGCCUAUUUUAGCAAUCGAGAGAAUCCGUGUGUCAGAAGAGUGCACUGGUGCCUUGGACCAGGCCAUUCAAAAGCACAUACAGGAGCUACGAGGCAGCCAUUUGUUUAAAAUAGCAACCGGCUGGCGAUGCGAUGCUGAACCAACGACCCACGAAGUUCUCAUCUUUAGUGGGUGCCAAACCGCACAAGCUCAUGUCGGCUUUACAGUCAAGAGUCAUCAUAGCGGACAGUAUGAGACGAUAGAGAUUAUGCGUUGUAGAGAUUUGGAGCGUAUAGGAGACUGAGUUAGGUUCAGGCCAUGCCUGUCUCAGCUCUACGUUUCUUCUUCGAAUCAACAAACAUAGCCUCCUCAGCUAUGACUACCGGUGAAUCGCUACACUGUCUCAGUCACUAUGCGCCAAUCCAAUCGCCAGCUUAAUCGCUACACCCGAUUUCAAUGGCUAUCUCGAUCGCUAGGCUAAUCGCCAGGUUAAUACUGUACUCUAACCUAAUAGCGGCUUAUUCUCUUUACACAGCCUGAGUUGCUUAGAGUUUAGUACCUAAGUAAAGUAUUACAUCUACUAGGUGCAUAGCCUAUUAGCGCACGUUCAAGACAGCUUGAUACUCU
This is a messenger RNA of Exserohilum turcica Et28A, 970 nucleotides long. RefSeq lists its product as uncharacterized. The record is from RefSeq and is a predicted model, not a curated record. Bases 66 to 647 code for a protein of 193 amino acids. Lineage: Eukaryota; Fungi; Ascomycota; Dothideomycetes; Pleosporales; Pleosporaceae. The transcript has 2 exons.